AUGCCGAGCCAAUCCCGGGGGCGGCACGUCGCUUCGCCGUCCGCCGCCCCUUCGCGCGCGGGCGGGCGCGUGGACGCGCAGUGGGACGCGCACUGGGAUCCGCCGGCGUUCCGCCGCUGGCUGCUGGGCUUCGCGGCGGUGCGCUUCGACCUCGAGCAGGGCCAGCUGGUCGAAGCGCUCUUCCCCGCGGGCGCCCUAAGCGCGGAGGAGGAGACUGACGUGGCGUUCUCGUCGUUCCCCGACUCCAUGUCCACCGUGCACUCGCGCGCCUCGCUCUACGACUGCCUCUUCUUCUUCCGCAUCCGCCGCCGCGGCGUUCCGCCUGCCCUCGCCGCCACGAGCGGCGGAGGCGCUGGCGGGGUUGAUGGCGGGGCGGGCAGCGGCGGCGACGGCACAGCGGAGGGGGCUGGGCGGAGUGCGCUCGCCUCGCAAUCUCCGCUUCUGCAGCAGCAGCACGCGCACGCUAGUGUCGGUCGGGGGGCAGCAGGGGGGGCAGCCGCGCGGGCGACGAGUCGGGCGGAGCGGUCCGCCGCGUCCGCGCGGAGGCAGUCCGCCAGCCCGCCGCGGUGGGACCCGGGAACCAAUUGCGCGACGACACCUGGUACGACGCCGCGGCGAGGCAUCAGCGUGGGGUACGGCGGGGGCCCGGGGGGGCCGAUGGCGGAGAGCAUCAGCGCGCCCGCGUCGUCGCUCACCAGCCCCACGGGGCUCGUCGCCGCCGCCGCCUCGCCCUUCGCGCGCCUCGACAGAUGCGCCACGGAGCCGCUCGCGGGCGGCGAGGAGGGGGACGAGGCGGAGGUGCAGUGGCGCGCGCAGGCGGCGGCCGGCGCGCUGAGACACUCCGCCAGCGCGCGGGGGAGCGCGGGGCAGCGGGAGGAGGAAGCUGCGGUGGGCAGAUCCGCGUCCAUGGGGGCGGGGAGGCGCGCGAUGCCCGCGCACAGCCAAGACGAGGACGACAGAGGGGGGCACGGGGGGUCCGGGGGCGGAGCAGCAGCAGGGGCGGGGGCGGGAAGGGGCGGGGCGCGGUACAUGUACGGGUUUGUGUUCAACCGGCAGCGGCAUGACGAGCGGCUGCCACGAGGCGGCGAGCAGAAGUCGGUGGUGGUGCUCUCCGAGCGCCCCUUCUCCGCCGCCUUCCGCCGCCUCGCCCAGGUCGUCGGCCCGCUCUACUUCGACCGCGGACCAAUCGCCUUCGUCCAGGUGGCCGCGUGGGUCUCGCUGUGGCCCGCGCCCUACCAGCCGAGCGUGGCGGGCGGUGGGGGCGUGGGUGGGACGGCGGGGGCGGGCGGUGUGAUGGAGCUGCCGGUGGGGCCGCGCACGUCCCUGCGCGUGCAGCUGCCACCCGCCCACACGCUGCCGCCCGCAUCGCACUCGGCGCUGGACGACUUCACCGCCGCCAUGGCGCCCGCCCCCCUCUCCACCUCCGCGCCCCAGGGCAUAUUCCACGACGCGGACGUGUUUGGCAUCCUGCGCGGCGUGGCGGCGCAGCUGUGGGUGUUGUGGGAGCUGCUGCUGCUGGGUGAGCCGCUGCUCGUCAUCGCCCCCACGCCCGCGCAGUGCUCCGAGGCCGUGGCCGCCCUCGUGGGGCUCAUCGCGCCGCUGCCGUGCUCGCUGGACUUCCGCCCCUACUUCACCAUCCACGACCCCGACUUCCCCGCGCUCAACGCGCUGAGGGAUGGGGACCCACUCCCUGCUGUGCUGCUGGGGGUGACGAACCUCUUCUUCCUCAAGGCGUUGAAGCACCUGCCGCAUGUGCUGUCCGUUGGCCGCCCGCCGCAUGGCGGGCAGGGCGUGGCGGGGGCGCCGCGGUAUGGGGCGGGGGCGGGCGGCAGCUUGCAGCCGAAUGGGCAGGUGGCGGUGAGGGAAAGCGCGGGGCGGCUGCCACACCAGCAGCAGUCGCCACUGCGACGCCUGGCCACUGGCGGGCUGCUCAGCCCGACACCGCCGUGCUCAACCGCCUUCUCGACGCCUCCACCGCUCUGCACCCCUCUGCCUCCCACCGCACCCACCGCUCCGGCUCCUCCGCCCCCAACGCUGCUGCUGCUGCCUCCCCUGCUGACGCCACCUCUCUCGCCUGCUGCUGCUGCCGCUGCUGCUGCUGCCGCUGCACGGGUGGCAGCAGGAGGGGGAGCGGGCGGGCGCCCUGCAUCGGCGUCUGCCCCCCCGUCCACCGCGUCGUCCACAGCGUCGUCUCUCUUGAGCCUGCCGGGCGCCGUGGCGGGCUCGCUGCUGGCGGGUGUGGCGGGCGUGGCAGGGCUGGACGAUGCAGCUGACGCCACCACGGGGGGAGCAGCAGGGGGAGUGGGGGGGCGGGGGGCGGGGGUAGCGGGGGAGACGGUGGCGAUGGUGAACAACGAGUUGCUGCGGCGCCACUUCAUCGAGCUCACCACCAACUUCCUCGCCCCCUUCGGCCCCUUCCUCCGCGCCAAAGCCCCGCCGCCCGACGCCUCGCCCUUCUGCGACCCGCCGCCCUUGCCACCCUUCGACGCCGCAGAGUUUCUCGGGCAGCUUGCUGCCCGCGGGCCGGGGAAGUUUCUUGCGAAGCGGCUGCAGGCGGGCAGGUGGCUGGAGGUGUACAGAAGGUUCCUGGAAGGUCCGAACUUCAUGCCGUGGUUCCAGCGGCGGCGCGCCGUAGCGGAGGCGGAUCAGCACCGGCUGUGGCGGGCGGCACGGCUGCGGGCGGACGUGAGGAAGGCGGUGGGCGGCAUGGGGGAGGCAGACCUGGUGGAGGCGUUUCUGUGUGUGGAGCGACACAUGGCAGUGGAGAGCAAGGCGUGGCGGAGGGCGGGCGAGUCCCCAGCAGUGGGCAAGCUGAGGGGCGACCUGCGUGUGCUGUGGGCGCACAUGCCGCCCGCCACGCAGCGCCUGCUGCUCCUCUCCCCCGCCCACGCCGCCUCCCUCCAGCUGCCGCCCUCCGCCGCCCCUGAUGAUGCCGGGCGGGGCUCGUCGGCGGUUUGUGGGAGUGGUGAGUGGGGAGAGGAGCGAUGGGGGCAGCGGGCGAGUGAGGGCGCGGGGAGUGGCAGGGAGGGGGCCAGUGCAGCAGGGCCGGCGCAAGGAGCAGCGGCAGCGGCAGGGGGGAGGGGAGGGGGGUGGGGUGGAUGGUUGUUUGGGAGGAGGAACGUGGAGAGCACGGGGAGUGGGAGCGGUGUGGGGGAGAGGCGGGUGACAGCAGGCAGUGAUGCAAGGGGGGGAGAGGAGGCAGCAGAGGCAGCAGAGUCAGGGCGGGGAGGACCAGCCGAGACACAUGGGUCUGCUGCGCCCGGUUCUGCUUCUGCUGGGGUGGACCAGGGCGUCGCCUCAGGUGAACUUUCAGGUGAUUCUUCAGGGGGUGUGGGCGGCAGUGGGGAGCAGAGCGGGACAGUGGAGAUGGUGGAGGCAGCGCAGCACCUCUCAGCGCUCGUGGCCAAUCUCAGCCUGCCACCUGUCAUCGCCCUCAACGGCGAAUCACGCCCCUCAUCCAACCCUGGCAAGGCCUGGUCUGAAGCGUCCAGCCCUCCCCGAGGCUCCUCUGCAGGCUUGGGCCGAACCUCAAGCGGCGCUUCUCCUCGAACAGCCGGGAUAGGGUGGGGCACAGACAUGUGGGACGGCAGCAGCAGCGGCUUGAGCAGCAGCAGCAGCGUGCGGAGGAGCACGCCUGCCAACCCUGCCUCCGCCACCCCCAGCAGCACCGCCAUGGGCAGCAGCACAGGCCACGUGGCGAGUGCUCGCUUCGCCGUGUCCCCCGUGGUGCCGUUUGGGCGCCGCCCCGGCCUCUCCGUGGGGCGCACGCCGCCACGCCUCUCCUCCUCCGCCCCUGGCACGCCCCUCCACCUGCACCCAGGAGGGACCUUCCUGCACGCCCGCCCUGUCCCCUCGCAUGCCGCCGCACCGCACCAAGGGGGUGGGGCCACGGGUGGGGAAGCAGGGGUGUUUGGCGGUGAGCGGUUGAGUGCGUGUGCGAGCGCGAGGGAGGAACUGGGCGGUGGAGGAGCAAGGGGCAUGGAGGGGGGCAUGGAGGGGGGCAUGGAGGGGGGCAUGGAGGGCAGGGGUGAUGGCGGGGGGGUGAGGGUGGGGCGCACGGCCACGGAGCCGGUGCUGCCGUCGUCCUUCCACCCGCUCGCCUGA
Closterium sp. Yama58-4 is the source of this 4104-nucleotide messenger RNA. The record is from the annotation of a GenBank genome assembly. NCBI's taxonomy places the organism in Eukaryota, Viridiplantae, Streptophyta, Zygnematophyceae, Desmidiales, Closteriaceae.